Zychaea mexicana is the source of this 1575-nucleotide messenger RNA. RefSeq names its product cytochrome P450. Gene Ontology annotation, molecular function: iron ion binding; heme binding; monooxygenase activity. The record is from RefSeq and is a predicted model, not a curated record. Lineage: Eukaryota; Fungi; Mucoromycota; Mucoromycetes; Mucorales; Lichtheimiaceae. The transcript has 9 exons. The coding region runs from base 1 to 1575 and encodes 524 amino acids.
AUGGCUUUUGCAAACAACAGAAAGACAAACGACCUCUUAUCUGCAGCCCCUGUCACCGCUGCUGCCGGUCUGGUCGCGUAUGGCAUCUACACCGCCUACCGCUCUCAUCAGCAGAAAAAGGCUGUUGAGAUGGGCUACAAAGAAAUCCCCACUCCCAAAGGCGCUGUUCCCUAUCUUGGCCACUUGCCUAUGCUUGCCGAACUUCCCGCUCUCAAAAUUACCGAAUGGCAAAAAGAGCUAGGCCCAAUUGUCCGCGUUCACAUGGGUCAAAAACCUUGGAUUGUUAUCAGUGACCCUCAUCUUGCCCACGAAAUUUUCAGCAGUAACGGAGCUGUUACCUCUGGCAGACCUUUCCAAAACUAUGCUGCCAAGAUUCACGCGAUUAAUCAAAGAGGCAUCGCUUUCCCUAAUCCAGACAAACGCUGGAAAAAGACACGGACUGCAGCUCUCGAUGUGCUGGCACCCAAAAACAUAAACAAGUUCGGUCCUAUUCUCGAACGCGAAGCCGAUUUCAUCGUCGAGCAUUUGCUCAAGACGACGGAGGAAAAGGGGAGCAUUGACGUUGUCAAGCCACUUCAAUUCGCCACAAUGAACUUUUUGUUCGUGACGUGCUUGGGUAUGCGUGCUACGCACGUUAAAGAUCCUUUGUUUGUCGACGUUGUCAGCGUGAUUGAUCGCAACAUGAAAAUGUGUGGUGUUGCCGAAGACACUGCUUGGUUCUUGCCGAUCCUCUCCGUCUUGGACUUUGUUCUUCGCAAGGAGGCUAAACAAAAAGCUUUCAUCAAGGAGAAGCGCGAUCCAUUGUUCCGUCGGUUGAUCAAGGAGGCGUUGGAGAGCGAUAGGGAUAGUUUGGUCAAGUCGCUUUACGCGCUCAAGGACGAAACCAACUUGCUUGAUGACGACGGUAUCAUGGUCACAAUCAACGAAUUGAUUGGUGCCGGUGCCGAUACAACCUCCGGCACGCUUGCUUGGACUUUUGCUAUCUUGACCCAUCACCCCGAAGUCCAAGCAGAAAUUGUUCGCGAGCUCGACGCAUUUAUUUCUGUUCACAAGCGCGUUCCAAAGUUCAGUGAACGCGAGGAACUGCCUUAUUUGAUUUCAGUGCAGAAGGAAUGCAUGCGAUACCGACCUCCUACUCACUUUGGUUUGAUGCAUGAAGCCACGGACGACUUGGAGUGCCGUGGCUAUUUCAUCCCAAAGGGUACUGUUCUCGUUUCGAACAUGUACGCCACCCACAAGAAUGAGCAAGUAUUCCCUGAGGCGGAGAAGUUUAUACCCACUCGUUUCCUCAGCAACCUCAAGACCAUGUCUGCUGCUGCAAACUCCAGUAUUGAAACCCGUGAUCAUUACAACUUUGGCUGGGGUCGUCGAAUCUGCCCAGGCAUUCACCUGGCCGAAGUGGAAAUGUACAACAUUCUCGUUCGCGUUUUUGCAUAUGCAACCGUCGAAGCACCUUUGAACGACAAGGGUGAGCCUGUACUCCCUGAUCUGGAUCAUUGGGAGGAUGCCGGUCUUACAAUGCCACCCCAUGAUACCACUCAUCGAUUUGUCAAGCGUAGCACAUCACUCCUCUAA